AUGGCUCCCCGUGAGGAGAUCAUCGCGUCUGCUUUGUCUGCUAACUAUGGAAUAGUUCUACAAGACCCAUCAGUGGCCUCAUCGCCUAUCGAGAAGAGAGUCGCAUUCCUACAAUCGAAAAAUUUAACUCAAGAAGAAGUCGACCUCGCUUUAUCGCGAGUGGGUGAAGACCCAGCAGCCGCCGCCGCCGCCACUGGCGCGGUGGCAUCACCACGAGCCCCCUCUUCACAACAACUCGCCUACCGGCCACCACCACAGGCCCCCCAAGGAUUUGGCUAUCCUCCAUACAACCAAUGGCAACCACCUCCAGAGCCGCCGAAGCGUGACUGGCGUGAUUGGUUUAUCAUGGCGACAGUAGUUGGUGGUGUAGGAUAUGGAUUAUAUUCCGUAACCAAGCGCUAUAUCACCCCAUUGAUUGCCCCGCCAACUCCUCCUCAGCUGGAACAAGAUAAGGAGAACAUCGAUGAGCAAUUCUCUCGGGCAUUCGAUUUGAUUGAACAACUAUCCACCGAUACUGCAGCCUUAAAGGCCGCCGAAGAUGCUCGUACUGAGCGCUUAGAUACCGCUCUUAAGGAUGUUGAAAGUCUUGUAGCAGAUUUGAAGACAUCUUCGCGGCGGAGGGAUGAUGAAACUCGCCGAAUUAGUGAUGAAGUCAAGUCACUGAAGGAUGCCAUUCCCAAGGCUCUCGAAGGCGCUCGGGAGGGUAAUGAGAACCGACUGAAGGAACUUGGAACCGAACUGAAGAGUCUGAAGGUUCUUUUGGGUAACCGCCUAGGUGGUAGUGGCGCUGUUCCUGCUACUGGCAGAACUUUGGGAAGCUCUACUCCUAUUCCAACCCCCGUUCCCACCCCGACACCCGCUCCCGUCCCAUCUAUGGCAUCUCCGUCAGUCCCAGCUGAAACAACCGCUGCUUCCUCUACCCCGAACGGUCUGCAGGCAACUGUAACCUCACCAGAACAAGAGACCCAGUCCUCGGUAAGCACUCCCGCCGCUCCCAGCCAGGGCAGCCCCCUUUCGCAACUCGGUCGCUCGGCUUCAAUCCCGGCCUGGCAAAUGGCUGCCGCCAACCGAACCAAGAGCUCCUCACCAGCAAGCCCAGCCGUGACUGCUAGUGAUAAACCAGCUGGUACAACCGAUGAGCAAACUGCCCCGCCUAGCUAG
Penicillium verhagenii is the source of this 1161-nucleotide messenger RNA. RefSeq names its product putative peroxisomal membrane anchor protein (Pex14) (gene pex14). NCBI's taxonomy places the organism in Eukaryota, Fungi, Ascomycota, Eurotiomycetes, Eurotiales, Aspergillaceae. Gene Ontology annotation, biological process: protein import into peroxisome matrix, docking. Gene Ontology annotation, cellular component: peroxisomal importomer complex; peroxisomal membrane. The transcript has 4 exons. The record is from RefSeq and is a predicted model, not a curated record. The coding region runs from base 1 to 1161 and encodes 386 amino acids. Gene Ontology annotation, molecular function: signaling receptor binding.